AUGGCUAUGCUGGCUAUUAUGGCUCCAACCACAGACGACAACACGGUUGACGAAUCGCCAAAAUGUAACGAUCCCAAGCUCAAGAAGCUCAUCCUUGACAAUAUCAAAAAUGACGCCCCAACGUCAAAACGAGCAAUUCAAAAAGCCGCCGAGACGCAAUUUGGAGGAAUUUUCGACGUGAUCUGCAGUCCUUGUGAAUUCUCGUUCGUCAUCAGCUCCCAGAAAUACUGCGAUGGUAUCAAAAAUCAGGUAUUUUUGAAUAGCUAG
This is a messenger RNA of Ostertagia ostertagi, 267 nucleotides long. Lineage: Eukaryota; Metazoa; Nematoda; Chromadorea; Rhabditida; Trichostrongylidae. The record is from the annotation of a GenBank genome assembly.